Messenger RNA from Perca fluviatilis (European perch), 1581 nucleotides. It is a transcript of the gene hao1, whose product is annotated as hydroxyacid oxidase (glycolate oxidase) 1. The transcript has 8 exons. The record is from RefSeq and is a predicted model, not a curated record. Gene Ontology annotation, molecular function: oxidoreductase activity; FMN binding. NCBI's taxonomy places the organism in Eukaryota, Metazoa, Chordata, Actinopteri, Perciformes, Percidae. Bases 55 to 1170 code for a protein of 371 amino acids.
CUCAGAGGGACAGACUGCGAGCUGCCUCGGUGUUCUGGUGCGGAGUGGACGGCGAUGGCAGGGCUGCGUGUUUGUGUGUCCGAUUUUGAGGAGGAAGCCAAGAAGGUUCUUCCUAAAGCUGUGUAUGACUACUACCGCUCAGGAGCUGAGGAGCAAAACACACUGGCUGACAAUGUCGCUGCCUUUAAAAGGUGGCUUCUUGUCCCUCGGGUGUUGAGGAAUGUGUCCACAGUGGAUCUCUCUGUCUCUGUGCUGGGCCAGAAGCUGAGCAUGCCUAUCUGUGUUGCAGCCACAGCAAUGCAGAGGAUGGCUCAUGCUGAGGGAGAGACAGCUACUGCAAGAGCAUGCCGAGCAGUGGGCACAGGGAUGAUGCUGAGCUCCUGGGCCACCUCCACUAUAGAGGAAGUGAUGUCAGCAAUGACAGCCUCGCUAGACGGCGUCCUGUGGCUGCAGCUUUACAUCUAUAAAGACAGAGAGCUCACGCUGUCAUUGGUGCGCCGGGCGGAAGAGGCGGGCUAUAAAGCUAUCUUUGUUACUGUGGAUACGCCGUACCUGGGGAGGAGAUGGGAUGACAUGCGCAACCGCUUUAAACUGCCCCAACACCUGAGCAUGUCUAACUUCUCAUCAGCCUCCAUGGCUUUCUCUGAGGGAAACUAUGGCGAUGACAGUGGUUUGGCGGUGUAUGUUGCUAAAGCGAUAGAUCCCACUCUCUGCUGGGACGACAUCACGUGGCUGAAGAAACACACACACCUUCCUGUGAUUGUGAAAGGAGUACUUAAUGGUGAGGAUGCUGUCCAGGCUGUAAACUACAGAGUCGAUGGCAUCCUGGUAUCCAAUCACGGAGCUCGACAGUUGGAUGGGGUUCCUGCUACGAUAGAUGUGUUGGAGGAGGUAGUGAGGGCAGUGCAGGGUCGCUGUGAUGUCUUCAUGGACGGAGGAGUGCGGCGAGGGACGGACGUCCUUAAGGCCUUAGCUCUGGGAGCAAAGGCUGUCUUCAUCGGCCGACCAGUGCUGUGGGGUCUCGCCUGUCAGGGGGAACAGGGAGUCACAGAGAUUCUGGAACUUCUAAAAGAGGAGCUGCAUCUGGCUAUGGCCCUGUCAGGUUGUCGUUCUGUAUCUGAGGUGAACAGGUCUCUGGUCCGGAGAGUGGACUUCACCUCCAGGAUGUGAGAGAAGAAUCUGCUGCAGGAAUCACAAGACAAUACAUUCUUGUUGGAUCAUUGGACAUUCAUUUGUCAAAUGAAUUUAAUAUUUUUUUGUAUCCAUCUUUGUUAAAAUGUUUUGCCUGAAAAUAGCGCUCGAUGGUGUUUUUUGCCCCCAACUGCUCCUUCCAGGCAGCGCUGCAACCGCUGCCUUCAAGGCACCUAACCCUAACAUUAACCUUAACCCUAACCCUAACCAUAACCAGUGCCUCCCAACGGUCCAGCGCUGCCUGGAAGGCACCGUUGGGGGCAAAAAACACCGAUAAACGAAAAUAGCACGUGAUCCAAUCUAAUGUAAGACUGAGGUGGAAUACUGGCCAGUGUCUUGAAGUAAGUGAAUGAAGUGGCACCAAUUAAAAUUCAGUUCAGUUGAGUCAAA